Pseudocercospora fijiensis CIRAD86 is the source of this 1563-nucleotide messenger RNA. RefSeq lists its product as uncharacterized. The record is from RefSeq and is a predicted model, not a curated record. The transcript has a single exon. Lineage: Eukaryota; Fungi; Ascomycota; Dothideomycetes; Mycosphaerellales; Mycosphaerellaceae. Gene Ontology annotation, molecular function: nucleic acid binding. Bases 1 to 1563 code for a protein of 520 amino acids.
AUGAGUGUCGAGGGAAGGGUGCGACUGCAUAUAACGCCUUUCAACCCUUCGCUACUGGAGCGGUACGUCCCAGAAAGCUUGCGAUCACAAGCUUCGAACAUCAGCUUCCACACAAUCGAGACAUUCCCAGAGAAGGGAUUCGGAUAUGUGGAGCUGCCCCAUAUGGAGGCGCAGAAGCUGAAGAAGAAGCUAAACGGGACGGUGCUGAAGGGCAGUAAAGUAAAAAUUGAGGAGGCGCGACCACAGAAAAAGAGGAAAUCGGAAGAAGUAGAGCCUGAGGAGCCCGGGGAAGAUAAGGCUGCGCGGAAAAGGUCAAAGAAGGACAAGAAGGAGAAGCGCAAAGCGGGAGAGAAAGUGAUAUCUGGUCAUGAGCUAGAAGAGGGCAGGUACAUCAAACGCGGCUGGGUAGAGGAUAAGACUAAAUCGAAGAAAGCGAAGAAGGAUGGAGAGAAAGAUGGCUUAGAGGGCAAGAAGAUGAGGUUCAAGACGGUAGUACCAGAGACAAAAUCUGCAGUAGAUGGCAAGAAAGGCAAGUCCAAAGACAAGGACAAGAGGUCGAAGAAGGAAGUCACGGUUAAGGAAUUCGACAAGAGCAGAAAGCCUCAAGAUGGUGGUGCCAGAUCUCGGAAGACGGAGUUGAAGUAUGAAGAAGGUCAAGGCUGGAUCCAAGAGGACGGCAGAACUGUUGAAGCUGAGCCUCCAAACGCGAAGCGCCGAAGAGAGCGAGACACGGCCAAGGAUUCAGCGAAAAAGGAGAGGAAAUCAAAAAAGUCUGCGCCGGAGCCGGUCGCAGACCCCAUAGUCGAAGAAGCUCCCACUCUCGACUCCGAGCCCGAAGACUCCAACAUCGAGGUCUCUCACGCCAGCCUCCUAACACGAGAACAGUGGUCCGGCGACGAAGACAGCGUCUCAAGCUCCUCAGUUUCUUCUGAGUCCACUCCCUCGCCAUCCUCCAGCGAAGACGAAUCAGCAGAUUCCGACGCAGAACUCGACGCUCAACUCGCUCGCGCAAAGUCCAACACCGUCUCCAACAAAAACACCCCAGCACCAGAUGCAACGUCAGGAGCUGAAACUUCCCAACCCGUUGGCGAACCAAAAGAAAUCCAUCCUCUAGAAGCCCUCUUCAAACGCCCGUCGCAGGACACGGAGAAACCCAAACCACCUCCACUCGACACUUCAUUCUCAUUUUUCACCCCAGACGAUCAUGAUGAAGCAGAUGUAGCAGUAGAAAUCAAGGUUCCGCAGACUCCUCGUACGAAAGAGGAGUUGGAAUGGAGAAGCAUUAGAUCUGCGGCUCCAACGCCUGAUACGGCUGCGAUUGGGAAGUCUUUCGAUUUCAGCUUUUCGAAGGAGGAGGAAGAUCAGGAUGAAGAGGUGCGAGAUGAACCUGAAAUUCCGAGCCGAGCAGAGGCUAAGAAGAAGGGAGAGGAGCGGGGAGAGGAAAGUGAGUUUCGAAAAUGGUUUUAUGAGAACCGGGGAGAUUUGAAUCGGGCUUGGAAGAAGAGGAGGAGGGAAGAGAGGAAGGCGGGUAGGCAGAGGGAGAAUCGGAGGUUGAGGAGAUGA